CUUCGCGCCACUCGGUCGGUUGACUGUGAGCAUGCGCAGAAGCGCUUACGUCGAGCUAUCGGCGCCUGUCAGGCAUCGGCAUCUCCAUAACCACAAAUCUCCUCUGAAUCAAUAUUGAUUCAAUGUCAAAUUUUCAACAUUAACUGACACUGCUGAAAAAGGGAUCAUUCAGUGUUGAAUGAUAGUUAUUUUUCCAUCUCCAACAUUAAACGAUGAAGUGUGAUCACAAGUCAACAUUUUUUCAAUGUACUUAUGCUAUCUGGUACACUUGCACAGUUUUUUAUGUUCCUGUACUGCAAAUUUCUGUGGAGGACGUUGAAGUUCGUGACCCGAAAGGUCACGGGACGGUGUGAGAUGCAGCGCAUCUGUUACAACAACAAACCAGGCGCCCGCCGGACCUUGAAGAUAGAAUCAUCUCUCAAGUUCUCCAAGAGUGGGCUCCUGCAGUCUGCUGUCAAUGUCCAUGCAGACUCUGUUGAGAAGACCAUUGAUGUCAUUAUGGCAUUAAAAAAGAUCAACCCUGACACAAACCCACAGUUGGCCAUCUCUCUUCAGGCCAGCCUCUACCAGAUUGUGGGCUACAGGAGCCUAGUGGUUGAGGUGGAGAAGCUGCGAAGAGAGCCAUAUGACUGUGAGAACCCUGAUCAUGAGGAAAUGCUGCUGAAGUUGUGGAGGACACUUCGCCCCGAAUCUCCUCUGAGUGGGCGCAUCUCCAAGCAGUGGUGUGAUAUUGGUUUCCAAGGCAGUGACCCCAAGACUGACUUCAGGGGAAUGGGGCUCCUGGGCUUACAAACUCUUCU
Messenger RNA from Paramormyrops kingsleyae, 800 nucleotides. The record is from RefSeq and is a predicted model, not a curated record. Lineage: Eukaryota; Metazoa; Chordata; Actinopteri; Osteoglossiformes; Mormyridae.